Messenger RNA from Corythoichthys intestinalis (scribbled pipefish), 4949 nucleotides. RefSeq names its product cytohesin-1-like. The transcript has 15 exons. NCBI's taxonomy places the organism in Eukaryota, Metazoa, Chordata, Actinopteri, Syngnathiformes, Syngnathidae. The record is from RefSeq and is a predicted model, not a curated record. Gene Ontology annotation, biological process: regulation of ARF protein signal transduction. Gene Ontology annotation, molecular function: guanyl-nucleotide exchange factor activity. The coding region runs from base 169 to 1440 and encodes 423 amino acids.
GUCAAGUGUGUGAGCGGGAUGAGGGAGGAGAGCCAGCGAGAUGAAGAAGAAGAUGCUGCUUUUGUAAGAGUCCAUCGCAAAGUGAUGGUGUCAGUGCCCGGAGACCAAUCCUGAUGAUGCUGUGAGCUUUAAGCACUUGGGAGUCUUCAACCAAGGAGUUAUUCUAAUAUGGGGAGCGUCAGCGAGCUGUGCGCUUCCAGUUUUCAGGCAUUUUUGUGCCCGACGGUGCCAGCUCUGGAGCCUAAUGCUGCUCCUCCUACUACAGUGCCCGAUGACCUCAGCCCAGAGGAGAGACAGGAGCUGGAGAGCAUCCGCCGCAGAAAGCAGGAGCUACUGCUGGACAUACAAAGGCUGAAGAAUGAGAUAGCAGAAGUCACCAGUGAGAUUGAUAACCUGGGCUUGACUGAAGAAAGGAAAAGCAUGCAGAGGAACAAACAAAUGGCCAUGGGCCGGAAGAAAUUCAACAUGGACCCCAAGAAGGGUAUCGAGUUUCUAAUCGACUGCUCGUUGCUGAAAAACACAAGCGACGACAUUGCGCGCUUCCUCUACAAGGGUGAAGGCCUGAACAAGACUGCCAUUGGCGAUUACCUGGGGGAGAGAGACGACUUCAACAUCGAGGUGCUGCACGACUUCCUACAGCUGCACGAGUUUUCGGACCUAAACCUGGUCCAGGCGCUGCGGCAGUUCCUGUGGAGCUUCCGACUACCCGGCGAGGCCCAGAAAAUCGACCGCAUGAUGGAGGCAUUUGCACAACGAUACUGCCGCUGCAAUCCCGGCGUGUUCCAGAGCACAGACACGUGUUAUGUGCUGUCCUUUGCUGUGAUCAUGUUGAACACUAGUUUGCACAACCCCAAUGUGAAGGACAAGCCCUCGGUUCAGAGAUUUACAGCCAUGAAUCGAGGCAUUAAUGAUGGCGGGGACCUGCCGGAUGAGCUGCUCCGGAACCUCUUUGAAAGCAUCAAAAACGAGCCUUUCAAAAUCCCCGAAGACGACGGCAACGACCUUACGCAUACUUUCUUCAAUCCUGACAGAGAAGGCUGGCUGCUCAAACUCGGAGGUGGAAGGGUAAAAACCUGGAAGAGGCGCUGGUUUAUCCUCACUGAUAACUGCCUUUAUUAUUUUGAGUUCACAACUGACAAAGAACCCAGAGGGAUCAUUCCCUUGGAAAAUCUGAGUAUCCGCGAAGUGGAUGACUCAAAGAAGCCGAACUGCUUCGAACUCUUCAUCCCAGACCACAGAGAUCAGGUGAUUAAGGCUUGUAAGACAGAGGCGGACGGCCGCGUGGUUGAGGGCAACCACACUUUUUACAGGAUUUCUGCCCCUACUGCUGAGGAGAAAGAUGAGUGGAUCAAUAGCAUCAAAGCCGCCAUAAGUAAAGACCCCUUCUACGAGAUGUUGGCCACUCGCAAAAAGAAGGUUUCCUCUUUGAAGGACGUGUAGUCCUAGCUAACACAGGCAGGAUUGACUGAUGGAUGAAUGCUGCUGGAAAAAGUGGAACUCAUCUCUGACACCAAUGAACCCACUGUUGCACCUUUCCCCAACUGCAGGUCUAACUCAUUUCCUCUUUUUUAUAUAUUCAAAGUACCUAUCUAUGUUUGAGAGAAUUUAGUUUGUUACUUCUCCGGGUGGGAAAUUGAAACAUCCCGUGAAAAACAAUGCAAGUAUUCAUGUGAAUCAGGCACAAAGAAGGAAAAAAAAAAACAAAAAAACUGGACCUCCUUUUGCAUUUUGUCACCCUCCCGGUUGCUUUCAACGCACAAUUAGUGGAUAUGAAGGUGACGGAAGUUGUUACUUUGUAUUUAUUUGACAUUAUUUAUUGUUUUGUCUCAUUAAAAGUUUCCAACCAAUCCAGGUUCUUCCUAAAUCUCCAUUCUUUGGUGUGAAUUUUCACAAACACUUGGCUUUUCAAUGUACAGUACAUGGAUCUGUUAACAGAUGGUAUGACACUCCCACAUUGUCCUUCAUUGUGGCUAACAUUCUCUUUUGAAGUCUCUCUUACUUCUGUGGAGCAAAAAGACCUUAAUUUGAAAUGUAACUGAAGUAAAACAGUCAGUGUUUCCAUUUCCUGGACACAAGUUCAGUGUUUUGUGGCAUGCCAGCGAUGCUCCAGUAUUCUUUCACGUGUGCAGUAUCAGCAGAAAUGACGUUGCCUCCAUCCUCACCGCCUGCGCAGUAACAACAGACAACGUCAAGGAAAAAUAAAGCCCAGGUUGGUAAAUCCCUCCUCCAAAAUAAUGAAUUUUUAGCCUGAAAAAAAGUUAUCGCAAGUCUUUUUGACCUAGUAUUUCACAUUUUGGCCACUAGAGGGUACAGUUCAAGCCCGGAGUUGCUAAACUGCUCCUCCCAUGCAGACUCUCAAACCCUGGAGUAGGUCCAAAAACUCGUGUCACAAUGUACUAAACGUGUUCUAACAAUAACACUGUCCCUCCUCUUUGCAGCUGAUAAUCUUUACAGUUGUUUUUUGUUUUGUUUUGUACAAAGCGAUUGUUUGAGUGCCGCCUUUCUCUAUUCCAGGAACAAGACCAGAAGAUUUAUGGGUGCCAAACACCCGUGUCUAAAAAUGGCACAAAGGAUUACGCACGCUGCACUCUCACCCACCUGCGUGACUUGUUCGUCCACCUGGAUGCCAAGGGGCUUCAUCUGGACUAGAGGGAACACCCAGGUGUCCUGCUCCUUCUCAGAGUGCUGGCGCUGGCUGAGGAGCAGCUGCUGGCGCACGCGGGCCAUGUUUACCACCUCCAUGAUGCGCUUGCUCGCCGCCGUUGAAAAGUCCUGCCUGUCACCUAGGAGACAAAAUAGCUGAGUAUCUGUAUUGCUAGUUGCGUGCUUAGUGAAUCUGGAAUGUAGUCAUAGCAUUGUUUUAUGUCCCAAAAUAGAUGCAUUUUUUCCCCACAACAACAAUGGUAGUAAACAUUUUUUUUUUUGGGGGGGGAUGUUUUUCCUCUAAAUAUACCCAAAGUAAAAAUGAACAACGGGGCUGUGCUUGAGACAGUAAUAGCUACCAAAGAUGCAUUGACAAAGAAUUGAAUUUACAUGUGAUUUAUAAGUUGGGGGGAUAACGAUUCAUCAAGCAAAAAAGCUCUAUCGAAAUUGAAUUGGGGCUGACUGCAAUAUUGGCAAAUAUUGUAAUGAUAUUGUAUUGUAACUACAGGUGCAACAAUCACUAUUUUGAUAACCAAUCAAUUGUUUAGAACCUUCACCUUAAACUUUUCUAAUUUCUGGAAAUUAUAACAUACAUAUAAUUUCACAGUUGUAAAUAUCAGAUUUCUUCAUGAUAUUUUUGUCAAGUCAAAGUAGGACACCGUCUUAAAACUUAAUAAGGCUGCAACAACUAAUCGAAUUAUAAAUUAGUUGCCAACAAAUUUGAUAAUUGAUACAGUUGUAGACUACAGUUAAGUUGGGAAGCUGUAAUGAAAUAUUUUUGAAGGAAAUAGUCAUUUUGUCUUAACUAUUGCAACGUCAAACAACUUCAAGGUAAGGCUGUGAAGGUAAUUAGAAAGUGACAUUUAUCCAAUUAAUCGAUUUUCAAAAUAAUUGUUAGUUGCAGCCCUAAUUGUAACAUUAAAUUGUUGAUUUACACCCCUAAUCAAACAAUACAUUGCUCUGGGUCAAAAUUAAUAAUAAAAAUUGGUGUUAACUAUUUCAUUUUGUAUAGAAUUGAUCUCAGGCCCUUAUAUUGAACCAAUCUAAUUAUGGCAGUUUUUUAAAUAUCAGCAAAUAUACUGUUAUUCAAAGAAUCAAUAUAAUUAAUAUAAAUUGAUGAUUUGAACUACAGUUUUACAAUUUUUUAAUAUAUUUACAUGACAAACAUAUCAACAAUAUCUUUUUCAUCUCAUCAUGUUAGUGGAUUUUUAUUUUUAGCAAGACUAACAAAAAUCUUGCCAAACAUCAAUUUCUGCUUUGUUUUAUAACUAGUUGUUACAUAAUCAUUGACAGGUUGGUCAACGCCUUUAUAUUUGAUAGCUUGUCUACUUGCCAAUUACCAAUUUGACAGCUAAUUUUACCCAUGAAAAUUUUUUUGUUAUGAGGAAACGUCAACGGCAUUUUUAUCAAUUAACCGCAUGGGUGUGUGUUUCUGUGAAUGUGUGCCUUCUCCCAGGACAUAUCAUCUUGCAACAUCACGCUAUUCCCGGCGCUUGCUUUCGGCAGUCCGGCAGACAUGAGGUCAUUUGCCUCCUCACUUGUGACAUCUUGGAAGUCUGUACUCCGGUUACGGCUAUGCACUAUUAAACCCAUUGAAUCAAGGAUGGCAGCAGCCAGACUAAACUUUGAAGAAAGUUCAUUCUCAAAUGCUACUGAAGGUCUUGUUCCAGCUGACCCGUUCCCAGGUACAAGGACGCCAACACCACUCGUCUCUUUGCGGUCCUGACACGUGCCUGAUCGGAAAGAAAGAUUGAAAGUGAUUUUGAAAUACGGGAUGUGAGCGUGAUUCCCACAAAUGACAACAGCUGUGUCACAGGCUCUCAACCAGCUGGGACCUUUACAAGUAGCAUUUGAGAUUUAUUCUUUUAAGGACCAGAAUUAGGCAAUGUCCACACGUACAGUAGUAUGAAAAUGUAUCUGAACCCUUUUGAAUUUCUCACAUUUCUGCAUAAAAUCGCCAUCAAAUGUGAUCUGAUCUUUGUCAAAAUCACACAGAUGUAAAAAAAAAAAAAAGUGCCUGCUUUAACUAAAACCACCAAAACAUCCAUGUUAAAAAAAAAAAAAAAAAAAGCACUUAUGUGGUUAGGUGUGGUUGAUAUUUUUCUGACAAACGCAGUGGUGUAGACGUUGAGUUUUUUUGUCCUGACAGAUGGGGCAAAAUACUUGUUUUGAAAAAGCCCUGCUAUGUGUGGACAUAGCAUUAUUUCUUGAAAAGGUUCCAGUAAUGUUUAAUAUAAAUGUGUUUUCUAGAUUUAUGAGUUCCGUUUUUUUCUUUAAAAAAAAAAAAAAAAAAGACUUAAAUGUAU